UCAUGCUGCUGCUCCUCAUCGUAUCCACGGUCAAUGUGCUGUUUGGUGUUGGAAUGGUUUGCAUGCCCCUGUCAGACAACGGGCCCCACAUCGCCCACGGCUGGGCCCAGGUGGUGCGGCUCAGGCACCUUUACGCCACCAGGCCAGGAAUGCACCUGCUGAUCAGUGAGGGUGGACAGAUCCGUGGUUCUGCCGUCCAGACUCUGCACAGCCUAAUGGAGAUUCGUCCAGUGGGUCCAGGCCGUGUUGCCAUCAGAGGGGUGGCAACCGCAAGGUUUCUCUGCAUAGAAGACGACGGCACACUGUACUCAUCGCAUGCCUGCAGCAGAGAGGACUGCAUCUUCAGAGAACAGAUCUUGCCAGAUGGGUACAACAUCUAUAUCUCUGACAGACAUGGAGUCCUGCUCAGUCUGGGAAACCACCGGCAAAGACUGCAGGGCUUAGACCGAGGAGAUCCAGCCCUGGCCCAGUUCCUCCCCAGGAUCAGCACUCUGAAUCAAAUCCCUUCCCCUGGGGCAAAAAUCGGUGACCACAUGAAAGAAGCAAAAACAGAAGAACCUGUGGACACAAUAGAUUCAUUUGGAAAGUUCUCUCAGAUCAUUGACAGCCCCAGCUUCCAUAAGAGAUGAGCCUGCAGCUCUAAGACACCUGCUAAUGCAUGUGCCAAGGCGUGUCUGUGCAUUAUUCUCCGAGUGUUGUAAAACCAGCGACUCGGUGCAGCAUUCCUGUACCGGGGAAAGUACCUGCCCACACUGUUAAGUCCAAAAGACUCCAAGUGACCCAAAAGACUACAAGAGCAGAUCCAACGGAGUGGAGGACAGGUGUAGUGUGCUCUCCAGGACACUGGUACGACAAGGUGAGGGUGCUCACUGACCACAGGCAAACAAAAAGCAACACAAACACAUGCAGGAAAAGGAAUUAGUCAGGCUGACUGAGAAGGAGCGCCGUAAAUGCUGUAACACUAAAGAAAGAGUCCGACGUAUUCCUGAAAUAUGAAGCAGGAUUUAGGCGUAGUGAGGUAACCUCUGCUUUAGCCUUGGGUUUUACUGUCAACGAGGUGCUCUUUUCACAUCGCCACAGUAAAUUAUGCUCUGGAGCAGAUAGUGUUCAACAUAAGCAAUCAACAGAUACAAAACCUUGGUGCAGGCAAUGAGAGGGUUUCUGGUUUCUGAACACUUUUAAAGACUUUUCCUGAAAACCAUCAAUGGAUUUUUUUUACCCUCUUAUGUAUACAGGAUGUAGCAGUGAUGCUGAUAAGUUGACACACAACUGGAUUUUUUUAUUUAAUUAUUUAAUUUCAUCCUAAUUUAAUUUUUCCCAGCUUUUUACAGACCACUCAGAAGGCUUAACGCUAUAUGGUAAAUGGUCUGUAUUUGUAUAGCGCUUUUCUAGUCCCUAAGGUCCCCAAAGCGCUUCA
This is a messenger RNA of Maylandia zebra (zebra mbuna), 1417 nucleotides long. It is a transcript of the gene fgf19, whose product is annotated as fibroblast growth factor 19. The record is from RefSeq and is a predicted model, not a curated record. NCBI's taxonomy places the organism in Eukaryota, Metazoa, Chordata, Actinopteri, Cichliformes, Cichlidae. Gene Ontology annotation, molecular function: growth factor activity.